AUGCUGGUCUCUCCUUUCAAGCUCGUUGUGCUUCCAAUUCGGCUGCUUGUCGCUGCUCGAGACCGCCGAAUUCCAUCUUUGACCAAGCCGCUGCAUCGUGCUCAUAAUCUUUGUUUCUUGUCUCUUGAAGCUGUUACUCGUUUCGGCUAUCUUAAGGGAAGAAAAUUUAUUUGUCAGAAAAUUCUUCCCCUUGGUGUCUCGACCUUGUAUGGAGCUCAGCAGUUGAUUGAGGUUGCUGAUCUGCUUAGCACGGUACGCAAUGUGAAGCCGUUUAAUAAGCAGGUAGUGUACGAAUUCUAUGCGAAUCUGGCAGAUUUGGAGAUUCGUUCUUCUGGUCUCAUGCAAGUGUAUGUCAGAGGUAAGAUGUUUGAGUUCUCUCCCUCGAUUAUCAACCGCAUGUUUGAUAUUGACAUUGCUGUUGUGGAUCCCAAGCUGCCUUUGAUCUUUACUUACGCCACUAAGAAUGAGGUUUCUGAGUUGCUAUCUGGCGGUCAUGUUAAGCGCUGGAAGUAUCUGACUACUGCUCGUUUUACCCAGUCCAUGAUAAUGCUGCAUAAGAUCAGUUGCUUCAACUGGUAUCCCACGACCAAUCUAAACACUCUGCAGUUUGAUCGAUCUCAACUCCUGUAUAUGAUUGCAAACCGGCGACCUUUCAAUUUUGGGCAGUUUGUUUAUGAUCAUGUACGCUCUAUUGCUGCACAAUCUGGUCCUAGCAACACUCGUCUGGCCUAUCCGAAUCUGAUCUAUCAGAUUCUCUGUUUCCAGCGUGAGGUUCCGGUGUAUGCUACUGAUAAGUUCUCUGGGGAUCCGGCUCACUUUGCUUUUGAUGCUAAGAGUUGUUCACAACUCGACACUCCACUCGUUAUUACGCCUCGCAUGGAGCUUGCGGAUGAUCUGUCUGAUGUUAUUGAGCUUCUUCUGAAGAUGAAGGCUCGUCUUGCAGAUACGUGGGGAGACUAUGAUGAUCCCGAAUCUGAUGUUGCUGAGGAAGAUGGUGUUGCAUCCGAUGGCGAUAGUGACACUUCAGAUGGUGAUGGAUCUGAUGGUGAUGGUGAUCGUGAUGCGAGUGUGGGGGAGAGUUAG
Molecule: messenger RNA, 1083 nt
Organism: Camelina sativa (false flax)
Lineage: Eukaryota; Viridiplantae; Streptophyta; Magnoliopsida; Brassicales; Brassicaceae
Source: RefSeq, a predicted model, not a curated record